AUGCCAAAAUUUUGUUCAGCCCUGGUCACGUUGUGGCGCCAUCUGGCGUGCGGUAGCCGCGACUGUCAACCGCGAAAGGACACGGAUACGGAUACGGAUGCGGAUGCGGCAGUUGCGGAUGCGGAUGUGGACACGGACGCGAGCGCGGCACCGCGACCAAUAGAUUUGGCCAAGCCCAAGCGAACUGAAGACAACGAGAGUUGCAGCCCGCCAAAGGCAACAAACCUUGGACCACAUGCAACAAUCGCAGUUACUGCGACGCCAGCUGCGACGCCGGCUUCGACUCCGGCAGAGGCAGCGACUGGGGGGAAAAGGAAAGCAGACAGAGCGGAAGCGAGCCGCUCCGGCGACUUAUGGCCAUGUUUGUUGUACGGGUAA
Molecule: messenger RNA, 378 nt
Organism: Drosophila takahashii
Lineage: Eukaryota; Metazoa; Arthropoda; Insecta; Diptera; Drosophilidae
Source: RefSeq, a predicted model, not a curated record